AUGUCACACGCAAGCGCUCACGCCGAAUUUCAUUCUCUAUCUCUUUCUUUCUCUUCCAGCAGACACCGUUAAAGUAGCAUCAACAAAAACAACAACACAACAAAAACAACAGUACCGCAACAUCAGCAGCAGCUCAGCCUCAGCAUUAAAAGCUCCCACACACACCGUUACACAGUUGCGUGCCUAUGAGUGUACGCGUGUGGCAAUGUAUUUGACAGCCUUUCCCAUUUGGCCCUUGGUAUGCUUCGUGUAUUUUUUCUGUGUCGGGUUUGGCGACCUAACCAAAUACUCAGUAGAACGUAAUGGAGCUAGUGAUGUUGGCAACUUGCCGGAGAAUGCAUCUGGACGGUUGGAGUGGUUUAGACAGGAACAUGGGCGUGGUGCCGCUGGCUUAGAGGUCGGGAAUGAAUCUCAGGAAAACAACAGGUUGAUGGCUGAAAAGUUUCAAAAGAUUGGAACGAAAUUUAUUACCGUCUCCGAUUAUCCGCCGUUUCAAAGCCACAACGAAGACAGCCAGGAAGUGGAUCAAAAUGGCCACAUGGAGCCGGGUGUUGUGCAAUCAAAGACGGGGGGCAGUAAUCCGGGCGACGAGACUCCUAAGUUUCGUAACAUUGGAGCAAAGAAAAGUCGAACGGAGGUGGGAAACCCCAGGGAACUGGAUCGACUCAGUUCCCGUGGACGUGAUGGUUUCAUUGGCGGAGCCAAUAACAAGCAGAAGCCAUUUCGAGUGAAUCUAGCCGUUCUGGUUCAGGACGAUCCCAGUCAGCCGGGUGAGAAGUACACAAACUGCCAGAACCAAAAUGAAUCCGACGAGAGUGCCUGCAAGACGGAGGAGGAAACCACCGACCAGAUGUCCAACCUGCAAAAGAACUGCGAAACGACGGGUCUCCAUGUGAUGUGUCCGCGCACCUAUCGCUGCAUCAGUAAGUACUGGUUGUGCGACGGUGAUGACGACUGCGGUGACUAUUCGGACGAGACGCACUGCGGGGCCCGCACCAACUGCACGGAGGAUCAGUUCGAGUGCCUCAACGGAUUCUGCAUUCCCCGAACCUGGCUCUGCGACGGCGAGAAUGACUGCAAGGACUUUUCCGAUGAGACACACUGCAACCGCACCAGCUGCACGGACGAACAUUUCACCUGCAACGAUGGCUACUGCAUCUCCCUAGCCUUUCGCUGUGACGGCGAGCCCGACUGCAACGACAACUCUGAUGAGCACAAGUGUGCCGCGGUGAUCAACAGCUGUCCCGAAGGAGAGUUUAAGUGCCGCGGUGGUCUUGGCGGCGCCGGCGGUCCUAGUGGCCAGUGUAUACUAAAUCGCUUCCGGUGCGAUGGUGACAAUGACUGCGGCGAUUGGAGUGACGAGGAGAAUUGCCCACAGAAGCCAUCGCUCUGCACUUCGAACGAGUACAAGUGUGCGGAUGGAACCUGUAUACCGAAGCGCUGGAAGUGCGACAAGGAGCAGGACUGUGACGGUGGCGAGGAUGAAAACGAUUGCGGAAGCUUGAGCUCAGAGCAUCCAUUGACAUGCGGCACGGAUGAGUUUACCUGCAACAAUGGACGCUGCAUUUUGAAAACGUGGCUCUGUGAUGGGUAUCCCGACUGCACAUCCGGCGAGGAUGAGGUCGAAUGUCACCUGCAGUGCGACGUUGGCCAGUUCCUGUGCCCAACCAAACAAAACGUAACACAUCUGAAAAUAUGUGUUCACCAGAAGCACAUUUGCGAUGGCCACAACGAGUGUCCGGCUGGCGAGGACGAGAAGGACUGUCCCAGGGAGCAAAAGUGCUCGGAACCCAGGCAGUGUGAGCAGCUCUGCAUCAAGACGAACAUGGGAUUGGACGAGUGUGCCUGUCGCCUGGGCUACGUAAUGAACAAGAACAAGGUCAACUGCACAGACAUCGACGAGUGCCAGUAUAUGACCAGUCCGGUAUGCUCUCAAAAGUGUCACAAUACCCUGGGCUCCUUUAAAUGCUCCUGCGAAAUAGGCUAUAUUCUGCGCCCGGACUUACGUUCCUGCAAGGCUCUGGGUGGAGCCAUGACCCUGCUGGUGGCCAAUCGGUGGGACAUACGACGCGUAACGCUGAGCAAUAACCGGUACACAGCAGUUGUCAAGGGGCUGCACAAUGCCAUUGCCCUGGACUUCCAUCAUCGUCGGGGACUAAUGUUCUGGUCUGAUGUGUCCACGGAUGUCAUCAAAAUGGUGUUCAUGAAUGGUACCCGGGUUCGCGAUGUCAUCAAGUGGGGAUUGGAGUCGCCGGGCGGCAUAGCCGUGGACUGGAUACACGACCUGCUCUUCUGGACCGAUUCCGGUACAAGGCGCGUGGAAGUGUCCAACUUUCAGGGUAAUCUUCGAACAGUAAUUGCCUCGAGUGACCUGGACAAGCCGCGAGCCAUUGUGGUGCAUCCGGGUGAGGCACUGGCCUUUUGGAGUGACUGGGGACCCAAUCCCAAAAUCGAACGUGCCCACAUGGACGGUACACAGCGAAGGGUCAUAAUUUCCAAGGGCGUUACAUGGCCCAAUGGCCUGGCCAUAGAUUAUCCGAACGGCAAAAUCUACUGGGCGGAUGCAAAGCAACAUGCCAUCGAGUGCUCCAACCUAGAUGGCACUGAACGGAAUAAGAUCCUUAGCACUCACCUGCCACAUCCCUUUGCCCUGACCAUCUUUGAGGACACCAUGUACUGGACGGACUGGAACACUAAGACUGUCUCAGCGGCGGACAAGACAACGGGCAAGGAGUUUCGAGCGGUUCACGAGAACUUUCACUUCCCCAUGGACAUCCAUGCCUUCCAUCCAGCCCGGCAGCCAGAAUAUCCGGAUCGCUGUCAGAAGGAUCGGCGGGGCUUGCGAGGCGGCUGCUCGCACCUGUGCCUGCCCAACAAAACCUCCCGGAGAUGCGGCUGUCCCAUUGGCCUGUCGCUGAAGGAUGACGGCAAGACCUGCAAGAGCACGGCGGACAGGCUGGUGCUAGUGGCUCGCCGCAAGGACAUACGGUUGCGACAACUCAAGAACAAUCAGGCCGAUCCCGAUGAAGUGGAUAUGAUUGUCCCGCUGGAUAACCUAAAGCAUGCCGUGGCCCUGGACUGGUGCAGCGACACGGACUUUAUCUACUGGACCGAUGUGGAGCGCAGCACCAUUAACAAGGCGCACCUCAAUGGAAGCUACCAGCAGCGGGUGGUGCACUCGAAUCUCGUCUCACCCGUUGGUUUGGCUCUCGACUGGAUUACUGACAAGCUCUACUGGACGGAUCCCUCGACGAAUCGCAUUGAGGUGGCCACCACCAACGGAAAGAUGCGAACUCUGCUCAUUUGGGAGAAGCUGUACAAGCCCAGGGAUAUUGUGGUGAACCCCAUAGAUGGUCUCAUGUUUUGGUCGGACUGGGGUGAUGAUCCUAUGAUUGAACGUGCCAAUAUGGAUGGUCAUGAUCGCGCCAUUAUAUCCUCGAAGAAAUUAAUAUAUCCCAAUGGUCUGGCCAUUGACUAUGAAAAAAGUAAGCUAUACUUUGUGGACGGCGGCACCAAGACCUUGGAAAACAUGAACUUUGAUGGCAGCAAUCGUCAAGUGAUUUUAAAUGGACUUGGACAUCCCUUCGGCUUGGAUGUGAGCGAGGGUCGCGUUUAUUGGACAGAUUGGGACACCAAGUCGGUGAUGAGCGCCAAUAAGCUAACCGGCGGCGAGUCCAACAUAAUCAUUGCAAACACCACUGACCUGAUGGACAUCCGGGUAUUCCAUCGCACUCGCAGGCGUAUCUACAAUGCCUGCGAUAAGUCCAAUGGCGGCUGCUCGCACCUGUGUCUCCUCAAUCCCACCAGCUACACGUGCGCCUGUGCCGUGGGUGUGCAGCUGAAGGACGACAUGCGGACGUGUUCGGAGGGCCCAACCAAGUACCUGCUGUUUGCACAUCGGAUCGAUAUCCGGCAGAUAUCGUUGGACUUUGAUCAUCUAAUCGAUGUGGUCCUUCCACUGCCGCCAAUCUCGAAUGCUGUGGCCCUGGAUGUUGAUCGGAAUACUGGCACUAUAUUCUGGUCAGACACCAUUGAGAACGUCAUCAUGAGCUCCAGUCCCGAUGGCCUUCAUGUCCACAAGGUGGUCGGCGACAGCCUGGAGAACCCCGAUGGCCUGGUCGUUGACUCGAUUGGCAGGACUAUUUACUGGGCCGAUGCUGGACGUCACACCAUUGAGGUGGCCAGCCUGGAUGGCAGCAACCGGCAUGUGAUAGCCUACAAGGAUCUGGAAUCACCGCGUGGCCUGGCUCUGGACUACGAGGCGGGGCUACUGUUCUGGACGGACUGGGGACACAAUCGUAAAAUAGAGCGCUCCCAUUUGGAUGGCAACGAGAGGUCGCGUAUUGUCACAGCCAACUUGGGCUGGCCGAAUGGCCUGUCGCUGGACCUCAAGAGCAAGCGCAUCUACUGGGUGGAUGCACGUCACAAGACCAUCGACUCCUGUGACUAUACGGGGAACCAGCGGAAGUUAAUCAUAUCGUCCCUGCAUCAUCCCUACGCUUUGGCCCUAUCGGACGACAAGAUCUACUGGACGGACUGGAAGUCGAAAGCCCUGCACAUGACCGAUAGGCGCAACAUAACCGCCAAGCGGGAUGUAAUCACGAACAUUGACGGACUGAUGGACAUCAAGGUCAUCUCGCAGGAUCAGCCCAUAAUUGAGAAUGUGUGUGGUCGCAAUAACGGUGGCUGUUCGCAUCUUUGUCUGCGGAAUCCAUCGGGAUAUACCUGCCAGUGUCCCAUUGGACUGAGGUUACGUCAGAAUAGUACAACGCAAUGCCAGAAUCUUCCAGAUGACUACCUUCUGAUUGCCUUGCGUUCUGGAAUUGGCAUGAUUUCCUUGAACUCUGGCGAUUACAUGGAUGUUGUCCUGCCCAUCAAUGGGGUACAUGGCGCCGUUGUCCUGGACUAUCACUACCGAGAGAAUAUCCUAUUUUUCGCCGAUGUCAACCUAGAUGUCAUACGGCGGGUGAAUCUGCUGAACUUCACCGACAGUCGCGUCAUUGUCAGCACUGAUGUACUGACUCCAAAUGGCAUUGCGGUGGACUGGAUAGCAGACAACGUUUAUUGGUCUGACACGGAUCGGAAGUUGAUUGAGGUGUCACGGCUGGAUGGCAGUUCCCGCAAAAGGAUCAUUGAGGAUGACCUGGGCGAUCCACGGUCACUGAUUGUCCACCCAAAAAAAGCCUAUUUAUUCUGGUCGGACUGGAGUUCGCCAGCAAAGAUUGAGCGCAGCUACUUGGAUGGCUCGAAUCGAACGAUUCUGGUCACAUCUGGAAUUGGUUUUCCCACAGGACUUACCAUCGAUUUCGAAAAUCGGCGCUUACUUUGGGCCGACGCCUUGGAGGACAACAUAGGUCAAGUAGAUUUCAAUGGCAAACGGCGACAGACCAUUGUUCCCUAUGCACCGCAUCCCUUUGGCCUGACUAUGUUUGAUAAUAAUAUAUUCUGGACGGACUGGUACAACAAGUCGGUGUAUCGCUCCCAGCGCAUGCCCCGCGGCGUCUAUGGCAAUCCCUUUGAGGUGCGGGAUGCGCUGAGUGGUGCCUUGGACAUACGGGCCGUUUCGCUGGGCCGGCAGCCCAAAAGCUGGAAUCACUGUGCCCAGGAUAAUGGCGGCUGCUCGCACCUUUGUCUAUAUCGCGCCGUCGAUUAUAUAUGUGCCUGUCCCGACCGACUCGAUGCCAAGGACGAGACGCCGUGCUCGACUAAGCCCAAGGUGUUUGUGCAUUCGCGUUUGGACAAGGAUCAGGCACCGGAAUACUCGGACGAAUCCACCGAUGAUUCCAUACCAACCGAGCUGCUGGGUGACCCUGUCCAUGGCGAGGACGAGCAUACCCGGAAAACUGACCACGAACGGGAGUUCUUCGUUCUGGUGGCCCUCGGUGUGGUCAUUGUCAUGGUGGUCAUCACAAUACUUGUGAUUUUUAUGCUUGCCUUCAACACGAGCAGAAAGAAAACGAAGCGCAACUCGCGUGGAUCCAGUCGAUCUGUCCUGACCUUCUCCAAUCCAAACUACAACGUCGAUGGCACGCCCAUGGAGCCCAAGACAAACAUUUGGAAACGAUUCAAGCACGACAAGUCGCAUGAUCGAGUGGGGGUCUUCGAAGAGCGCAGUCUGACAACGGAGACAGCUUCGUCCAGCCUUUUUGUCCCGACACCAUCGCCCAUGGCGUCGCCGUCAACAAAAACAAUCCAACUGACAACGCUCUCGACUAUCACGUAAAUGGCAAAAAAUAGUAAAUAAUAUUACAAAUGCCUUCAAGAAAGCGCAAAAAGCAAAAGAAAGCAAAUCUUCGAGAACAAAAAUGCUCUAUUUUAAUCAACAUCUGUCUGAAGAAUAGAUUAUAUAAGCUGACACAGCCUUUCAAAUUUUUUUUUACCUUUUCUUUUGUCGAUUUCAAAAUAAUGGUAAUCCCGAGUUUUAAACCAUUAAAAAAAAAUACUCCUUCAGCACCAUUAAAUAUAUAUAUUUAUAAGUGGAACCAAGUCCCCAGUCAGAUCACGAAAGGUAUUUUUAAAUAUUUUUUAACAACAAGUUUAUUUCCUGUUUUAUUUCAUUGAUUGAUGUUGAGUUCAUUCUAAAAGUAAAAACUUUGGACUAUAAAGACUAUUACAAUUGAUUCAAAACUCUACGAAACUUUUUUUUGUUUCUGCUUUAUAAUGCAUUUAUUAUUUCGACAUCAUAACUUUCAUUUCAAUAAUCUUAUUUCUUUUAUUUAAAUCAGAGGUGGCCAAAAUCCAUAGAGGUAAGCGCAUGAGAAAGAGAGAGAGAGAGAGAGAGAGCUCACGAAGACCCUUUUGUCCGCAUCUACAUUAAGAUAUUUAUUAAAAUAUUUGAUGAUAAUUGUGAAUAUUUAUUGCUUCAUCAAGGUAGUAUUGUCCAAGUUUUUACAAAUUUUCUUUAUUUAAAAAACAUUUGCAUUUUUGAUUUGUUCUAUGUAAAAAACAAAUCCAAAACACCGUUCGGAUCAACAGUUUUGACAUUGUUAAUGAGAACGAAACCUUUUGUUCGGGGUUUUAAAAUGGGCAAAAAUAUACAACUAAUGAAUAAUGACCUAUUUUAUUAAUCAAAGUAAAACUUAUAUGUAUGUAUGUAAAUUCUUAUUGUACAUGGUACGGUUAUAUAUAUAUAUGUAUGUUCCUAAGAAGCCGUGCAGCGGUCCGUCUGCUUCGUUGAUUUAAACUUAAUUCUCAGGUGUAAAGACAGACACUAGGCUGGAUUAUAUAUGACAGAUCCGUCAUCGAAACUAUAUAUUUGUACAUAGGUUAAAUGAUGAGCAGUUUGUUUUUCGUUUUUAUACUCACAACUUGAUAUCAUCUCUUUUAUUUUUUAAAUAUAUCAAUUGUAAUCGGAAUUCAUGUAAAACGAAAUGUACGUACUGUCAGACCGUUAGCAGCUAUAAAGGGGCAUUUGGUAAAAUUGAAUAUCCUCAGUUUUAAGUAUAUAAUAAUGUGUAAAUACUGAUUAAAAUUUGAAU
Drosophila serrata is the source of this 7478-nucleotide messenger RNA. It is a transcript of the gene Lrp4, whose product is annotated as LDL receptor related protein 4. Gene Ontology annotation, molecular function: protein binding; calcium ion binding. NCBI's taxonomy places the organism in Eukaryota, Metazoa, Arthropoda, Insecta, Diptera, Drosophilidae. The record is from RefSeq and is a predicted model, not a curated record.